Emiliania huxleyi CCMP1516 is the source of this 1034-nucleotide messenger RNA. RefSeq lists its product as hypothetical. The transcript is spliced from 6 exons. The record is from RefSeq and is a predicted model, not a curated record. NCBI's taxonomy places the organism in Eukaryota, Haptophyta, Isochrysidales, Noelaerhabdaceae. The annotation marks the transcript as partial.
CGCAGUUUGUUGGCGUCAGAGGAGGAGGAUGGCAGCUUCGCACGAGUCCAUCGACGUCACGACGAUCAACUGGGCCGAGGACGCGGCGCGCGAGCUGAAGGCGCACGUGUACACGACGCUCAAGCUCCCUCCCGACCUCGGGAAGCGCGUCCAGCAGCUCUACGGCGAUGCCGAGAGAGCGUUCGACGACCGCGCGUCGAGGCGGCAGCUGCGGGUGCCCGAAGACGACCGGGACGACCUGGACGCGCGGAACGGCUUCAUCGACGACCGGAAGCGCGAGUGGCUCGAGCUGCACACCUCUAUCCCCGCCGACUUUGGCGGCCCGGUCGACGCGCCUCCAGCCACGCGCCUCCUCGAGUGCGCCUGCGCGGUGGAGCACGCCUUUCGCGCCCUGUGCCAGCAGGUGCUCGAGGUGCUCGCGCGUUCUUCGCCGCCGCUCGCGGCGCUGGUGGCGGAGGAGGCUCGCUCUCCGCUGCCGCCGCCUGGUGCGCGCGAGAGCUCGCGAGGCUUUGCCGAGUCGAUGCUGCGCGUGUACAGGUAUGACUCCAGCUUCCGGCAGCGCGAGGGCGAGGGCCACUACGACAUGGGCCUCCUCACCCUCAUCCCGCGAAGCACCAGCCCCGGCCUGCAGAUCAACGAGCGAAAAGGAAAUGGGCGAGGGAGAGGCCGUCCUCUUUGGCGGGAUGACUCUCUCGCGCAUUCUGCAGCUCUCCACGCCCGACGCCUCGCAGCGGCUCGGCCACGCGCCCGUCUUCCUCCGCCUGCCCGCCCUCCGCUCCCCGCCCCGCGCAGUGCGAGCGGAUGCCGUAUUCGGCGGUGUCCACUGUGUGUUCGGCAGCCGCUGCACUCCCGGUGCUGCGCGAGCUCGUCCGACGGCUCAAGCUGGCGGCGAGACUCGGCCGACCCGCCACGGGCUGCAGCGUCUGCAGAGAGGCGCCCGCCGGCCACGCCUGCCGACCGCCACGCCGCCGACCGCCACGCCGCCGACGGCCUCGUGCACGCGCUGCUGCACCGCGUCUGCGUCGACGACGCGC